Molecule: messenger RNA, 2587 nt
Organism: Seriola dumerili (greater amberjack)
Lineage: Eukaryota; Metazoa; Chordata; Actinopteri; Carangiformes; Carangidae
Product: transmembrane protein 219
Exons: 7
Coding region: 129-956 (275 amino acids)
Source: RefSeq, a predicted model, not a curated record
UAGCUGAACUUUAAACUAUUGACAAUUCGAAAUCCGGUUUACUUACAACCAAGAUACUCGGGUUUUACCGCGUUUUAACAAAACCGGCGAUGUGAUCAGACAAGACUUCGCAAACUCAAGAUUGACGCAUGAUGGGUGUUUGGCAGCCAGCGACUAACCUUAAAGAUUAUAUAUCCCAUAAUCCUCCAGGGGUGACAUUUUUUCUAUGUCUAUUGACUCUGGCUAUCUCCUUCAUCUGCCUCAGCUCUUACAGCUACACUCACACUCUGCCUAACCCUGACACAGCAAAGGACUGGAACCAUCUACUAUCCUCCUUAUCACAGUUCCAGCUGUGUGUGAAGUCAAAUUCAUCUGAGCUUGUCUCACCAGUUCCCUCUCCUCUGAUGGAGCAGGAAAAGCAUAUAGAAACUUUAGUUAACUCGACAAAGACUUCUUCAGUCACCCCUUUGCAUCUCAAGGUUCCUCUGGCUGUGACUGCCAGCUCAGCCAGUGGCUCUAUGAAAGACUUAAGUCUGCAGACUACCUUGGAAGCCAGUCAGCUACAUCUUGGAGGAAAUGAGAUUGUUGAUGUGACUUUAGAGUUUUUACCUGGAAAUAGUACCCACACCUGCCUCACCAUUAGUGCCCCAACACACCUUCUGCCUAUGAGCCUACUUCCUCCGGAAUGUCCUGCAUUUGAGAAAAAUAUUUCACCCAUCCGUGUGGAAGUGAGCAACCAGCUGCCUACAGCAUCACAAACCUGCUACAGUUUACACUCCACGAAUGACCCUACGCUCACAGUCAUGUUAACACAGGAGGAGCAGAGUGUGGCAGUGCAUCAUCUGUUGGAAGUCAGUGUGUGUCUGCUCGGAGUUUGUGUGAUGCUCUGUUUAGCUGCUAGUCUGACACGUUCACUCACACGCCGCUACCACUGGAAUGGACUGGAUCUACAAAAUGACCCAUUGAUUGACACCUGAACAUUUCUCAUCCUCUGCAUCUUGAAGAGAUCAGUUGGUGGCUGAGAGAAGAGCCAUAUGUAUAACUGCAUUUAAAGGGGCCAACUUAAUGAAUGUGCAAUACUAAAUCAGUGGAGCAUCCCUGUUAGAUAUGAGAAAUGUGGUUGUGAUAAAGAAGGAAUAUAUUUUGUUAUUGGACCAUGGUGUAAUGGGAACAACUCUUCAGCUGGUAUUGGCUACACUGUUGACUGGUGAUACAUUCACUCCCCAGUCUGUUAUGUACAGUACAUUCCAAGAGUCGUUUGCUGUCUGAACUGCCUUGUUUAUUUGAGUUCCUACAUUUCCCAGAAUUAUUUUCAGUAACUAAAAUUGACAUUACCUGGUUGCAUUCGACUGAGUGAGGACUUGAUAUACCGAGAAGUGUUUGUCUAGUUAAAAAUCUAAAUUUAAUAUUGUUUUAAACUCAAAGUAGUAGUGUAAUACUGUAUGCUGAAUUCCUAUCAGCAGGUGUACUAUGCUAGUAUUGCAUAUUUUACCACUUUAAUUUACAUGUCUGACAUUGAAACCUCAUUCAACCUAGAUGCCAUAACUACAGAUCCACAGUUUGAGUGGUGUUGCCCCCUACGGAACAAUCUGAUGAAUCAUAAUUUGCAUAACAGUAGAAAUGUUAAGAGUUAGUGUUGAAGAAACAUUGAAAUGUUUCUAGCUCUUGCUGUUUAUAAGCCACAGAUGGCAUUCAAAGGACAAAAAGAAAAUGGGCUUAACAAUUGUUGAAGUUCUUAUGACACGGGCGAUUUGUUAAAUAACAAAGAGCACACUAAGAACACUAAAGUGUGUGCAGUGUUAUGAACUGACUGGUCCUCUAGACACAGUGAAUGUUUGUGUCCAGGAUUUUCUGCACUAACAACUCAGGAACAGGUGAUUGCUUUCAAGAAGGCAUCUUAACGGUUUAGUAGUAGUAAUUAAGUAGUAAUUAAACAUUAAUGGUGAAAGAUAUAAAUACUAGUUUCCUAUUGUGAAUGUGACUGGAGUUAAUGGACUUUUUUGGAGUGUGCGAGUAACUUAACAUCUGGUGUGUUUGAGUUUGUGCUCAGUGAAGAAAAGCAAUUGAUGUAACACUUUAGACUUGAUGCACACACACAUGCAUGCAAAACUGGUAUUAAUAAACAUUUGCAGUCACUGGUUUGGAUAACAAUGAACUUUUAAUUAGUGACUUGGCUUCAGGAGCUAGGACCAGCAAUCAAAGGAGAUGGAAUUUAUAUGUGUCAUUUUAAUUUUUUCUUUUAAGAGACCAGAAAAUAAAUACCAUAAUCUAAAUGCCUAUUCUACUCUUCCAAAUAACUGCUUAUGUAGGUAUUAGAGUAUUGUUUUUCUGUGUUCCUGGAGGGCCUUGGGUUUUGGUCAUUUCGGUCCUCCAUGGUGCCAUAUGGAAGUGAACUUGUAGAGACUUGGUAAUUUGCUUCACAUCUCAUGAACAUCACGCCUGGUUUCAAUUUCCCAAAGCUACAUUAGUGUGUAGGAAAGAAAAAUGAUUUCACCACCAAAUCUUUCUACAAAGGAUUGAACAACAAAGGUUAUGGUGCUGAUCAGGAAGAGUUAAACAGGCCUAUAUUCUCAAUUAUGAUAAACACACAAUAAACAUUUUGAUCAUC